This is a messenger RNA of Acytostelium subglobosum LB1, 1251 nucleotides long. RefSeq lists its product as hypothetical. The annotation marks the transcript as partial. The transcript has a single exon. NCBI's taxonomy places the organism in Eukaryota, Evosea, Eumycetozoa, Acytosteliales, Acytosteliaceae. The record is from RefSeq and is a predicted model, not a curated record.
AUGCAAGAGGAAUUGGAACUUUGCUCUUUGGAUAUGUUAAGCUACAAGCAUGGAUUGUCAUCUGAUGCCCUACCAAACACGAUAACAAAGUUGAAGUUGAACACCACCAUCUCACCUGGUCUUCUGCCACCAUCCAUCACCAAACUACAUCUUGAACACAAUCAACGUAUCACACCGGGUGUGUUGCCGCCAUCACUGUUGACGCUCAAACUUGUUGGAAAGUUCAACUCGUUGAUUGAUCCAGGAACCCUCCCAGCCAGCCUCACCACGUUGACAUUGGGCCACUCGUUCAAUCAAACAAUCGAAGGCAUAUUCAUGAACAUUCAACUCAAACAUCUCAAACUUGGUGAUGCCUUCAAUCAACCUAUCACGACAAGUACCUUCCCUCGGUCUCUCAUUGCUUUGAGCUUAGAGGGGGAGAAGUUUAAACAGGUGUUGCCACGAGGAUCACUCCCACCCUUGCUCAAACACCUCUCCUUUGGAUCAGGCAUAGACGGCAACUCAUUAAUGCUUAAGAGCACCUUUGCCAACAUUGGAUCACUUCAGCAUUCACUCCGAUCGUUCACCAUCGGCUACUCAAAGUUCGCCCCGUUGCCAAUGGGAUUCAUUCCGCCAACCCUCACCAAGCUGACUCUGUUGGGAAAGUUUCCAUUAAAGUCGUUGAAGGGUACUAUCCCAUUGACCCUGCUGUCCCUGGAUAUCGAUUGCGUGUAUGAUUCUACUGGCGACAUUCCUCGCGGCACAUUCCCACCGUCCCUCACCGAGUUGAUGCUGCCUAGGGGCGGGACAAUUACCGUCCACGACACUUGGCCUGUGGGCCUGCGCAAGCUGUCCAUCCCAAGCCUCAGUUUCAUCAGGCAGAUUGAGCAUCUUACACAUCUCGACUAUGUGCUAGUGGACGAGGAGAUCAUGAUACGUGGACCAGCAAUCUUGGCGCAGCCAUCCAAACUACGAUGUCGACAGUUAAAGCUCAAGGUAACCUCCACGAUUGACGACGACGACUGUUUUGGUAUGGACCUUCCACACUUUAUUGGACGGUCGUUGACAACCUUUCCCAGAGCGAGGACUCUCGAAGUGGAGUACGGCGACAUCUCCAUCCCCUGUCUUCGAAGGAUUGCCUCCAAGGGCGUAUUGUUUGAUGGUAACUUCUUUCAUCGCGACAUGUUUGGAUUCAUGAGGUUGGCGGACAAGCACUUUGUACCAGAGCCAAACUGGAGAAGCAAUGAUGCCUAUGGUUAUGACGAUGAUUAU